Humulus lupulus (European hop) is the source of this 3903-nucleotide messenger RNA. RefSeq names its product LRR receptor-like serine/threonine-protein kinase RPK2. Bases 41 to 3487 code for a protein of 1148 amino acids. Lineage: Eukaryota; Viridiplantae; Streptophyta; Magnoliopsida; Rosales; Cannabaceae. The record is from RefSeq and is a predicted model, not a curated record. The transcript is spliced from 2 exons. Gene Ontology annotation, biological process: protein phosphorylation. Gene Ontology annotation, molecular function: protein binding; ATP binding; protein kinase activity.
UAAAAAAAAAAAAACUAAAGAAGAAAGACGAAGAACAAGAAUGAAGAGAAAAAAAGAGAGAGAAAAACGCGUUUUGGUCUCGAAAGAACACAUGAUCAAAUGGCGUUUUCAGUGCGGAAUAGCUUCUUUUCCAGUGCCCUUACUGAAGCUCCUCUUGCUUUUGUGGGUCUUCUCCAAUGGCGGCGUCGCCGCCGCCGCCGAUUCUGACAAAUCGGUUCUGCUUCAGUUCAAGAAUUCUGUUUCCGACACGGCAGGACUGCUCUCGAACUGGAAUGCGAUCGGUUCGGACCACUGUUUGUGGUUUGGAGUUUCGUGCGACUCUAAUUCUCGCGUGGUUUCACUCAACAUUACUGGGACUGGCCGUGGCACCGGAGGUAAUUCGCACCCUUUUUCGUGUUUCGAUUAUGCUAAGUUUCCUCUUUAUGGGUUUGGAAUCAGAAGGAGUUGUUUAGGAAGUAGAGGAAAAUUGGUUGGGAAGUUGAGCCCUGUGAUUGGGAAGCUCACUGAGCUUAGGAUUUUAUCACUACCCUUUAAUGAUCUUAACGGUGAAAUUCCUAGUGCGAUUUGGGGUCUGGAUAAGCUGGAGGUUCUUGAUCUAGAGGGAAAUUCAAUAAAUGGGAAUUUGCCAAUUCAGUUCAAUAAGAAUUUAAGGGUUCUUAAUCUCGGUUUCAACAAGAUUGAGGGGGACAUUCCGAGCUCACUGUCGAGUUGUACCAGUCUAGAGAUAUUGAAUUUAUCAGGGAAUCGUGUGAAUGGGACUGUUCCGGCGUUUGUUGGAAGGCUGAGGGGGGUUUACUUGUCAUACAAUCGGCUUAGUGGUCAUAUUCCGAGUGAGAUUGGGGACAAUUGUGGGAAGCUUGAGCAUCUGGAUUUGUCCGGUAAUUUCUUGAUUGAUGGUAUUCCUUACACUCUGGGCAAUUGUGGGGAACUGCGAACGCUCUUGCUGUAUACUAAUAUGCUGUUAGAGAGUAUUCCUGCUGAACUUGGUCGACUUCAGAAGCUUCAAGUAUUAGAUGUUUCAAGAAAUAGCCUCAGUGGUGCAAUACCACCUGAGCUUGGAAAUUGUACGGAAUUAUCAGUUCUUGUGCUUUCUAAUCGGUUUGACCCGCUUUCAAAGAUAAACUAUACGGAAGACAACCCAUCAUUGGAGCAAAUGUACGAUGACUUCAAUUACUUUCAAGGUGCAAUCCCGGAGGGAAUUACUGCCCUUCCUAAGCUGAGGAUAAUUUGGGCACCGAGGGCGACUUUGGAAGGUAGCUUUCCAAUCAACUGGGGUUCUUGUGCCAAUUUGGAAAUGAUCAAUUUAGCUCAGAAUUUUUUCACGGGGGAAAUUCCUGGUGCACUUGGUCACUGCAAGAAGUUGCACUUUCUUGACAUAAGCUCUAACAAGCUUACAGGCAAGUUUAUUGAAAGUCUCCUAGUUCCGUGUAUGACUCUGUUUGAUAUCAGUGGGAAUAUCUUGUCUGGCUCAAUUCCUGAAUUUCAUAAUGGCAGUUGCACUCCCAUUCCUUCUUUGAAUGAGUUAUUCUUUAAACUUGACAACCCAUCGUCACCCUAUCAAGCUUUGUUUUCAUCUAAAGCUCAAGAUGGGAACUUUUUGCAAUUGUAUAAAGAAGAUGGCAGGCAUGUAGUAAUUCACAACUUUGGGCAAAAUAAUUUUACUGGUAUUUUACCUUCAAUGCCAAUUGCACCUGAAAGAUUAGGGAGGGAAACUGUUUACGCAUUUCUUGUUGGAGAAAACAAAUUCACCGGGGCAUUUCCAGUUAGUUUGUUUGACAAGUGUGAAGGGUUGGAUGCUCUAAUUGUUAACAUCAGCAACAACAAAUUAUCUGGUCCGAUUCCUGCUGAAAUUGGAAAAAUGUGUAGAUCUCUUCAGUUUCUGGAUACAUCUGGGAAUCAGAUAGCAGGGCCUAUUCCCUCUAGUAUUGGCAACUUGUCUCUUCUUGCCCUCAACUUGAGUUGGAACUUGUUGCAUGGUGAGAUUCCGAACAGUCUUGACCAGCUAAAGGUUAUGAAGUAUCUCUCUUUGGCUGGUAAUAAUCUGUCUGGCUCAAUUCCUUCGAGUUUGGGCCAUUUGCAUUCUUUGGAAGUGCUGGAUCUUUCUUCAAACUCUCUCACAGGUGAGAUUCCACGAGAUCUUGUCAACUUGAAAAGCCUCAGUGUUCUUCUGCUCGACAAAAAUAGACUUUCAGGCCAGAUUCCUUCUGGAUUGGCAAAUGUGACGACUCUCUCUGUCUUUAAUGUGUCGUUUAAUAACUUGUCUGGGUCUCUGCCAUCUAAUAGUAACUUGAUGAAAUGUGAUAAUGCUAUUGGAAACCCAUUUAUACUGUCUUGUCCCAUGUACACUCUCACGGACUCAUCUUCCAACGCUCAGGGAAGAGGUGGUGAUUCAGAACCAUAUGCUGCUUCACCUUCUGGAGUUCCAACCCAGAGCAGUGCAGAUGGUGGUCUUAAUUCAAUUGAGAUUGCAUCCGUAGCAUCUGCAUCAGCCAUAGUCUCAGUGCUUAUAGCUCUAAUUAUCUUGUUCUUCUAUACCCGCAAGUGGAAUUCAAAGUCAAAAGUUCGCGGAUCUACCAGGAAGGAAGUAACAGUUUUUACAGACUUUAAUGCUCCAUUGACCUUUGAAUCUGUGGUGCGAGCCACUGGAAAUUUUAAUGCAAGCAACUGCAUUGGGAAUGGAGGUUUUGGUGCAACCUACAAAGCAGAGAUCUCAACUGGAGUUUUGGUGGCAAUAAAACGGCUUGCAGUUGGAAGGUUCCAAGGAGUUCAGCAGUUCCAUGCAGAAAUCAAAACCCUUGGAAGACUCCGCCAUCCAAAUCUUGUCACCCUAAUCGGUUACCAUGCCAGCGAAACUGAGAUGUUUCUCAUAUAUAAUUACUUACCUGGUGGUAAUUUGGAAAAGUUCAUCCAGGAAAGGUCCACUAGGGCUGUUGAGUGGAGAGUACUUUACAAGAUUGCUCUGGACAUAGCCCGAGCUCUUGCCUACCUACAUGACCAAUGUGUGCCUCGAGUCUUGCAUCGCGAUGUCAAGCCAAGCAAUAUCUUGCUCGAUGACGAGUUCAAUGCCUAUCUAUCCGACUUUGGAUUGGCCAGGCUUCUGGGCACUUCUGAAACCCAUGCUACCACUGGUGUGGCUGGAACUUUUGGUUAUGUGGCUCCAGAAUAUGCAAUGACUUGCCGUGUUUCAGAUAAGGCUGAUGUGUAUAGUUAUGGUGUGGUACUUCUAGAGUUGCUUUCAGACAAAAAAGCUCUGGACCCUUCAUUUUCUUCAUUUGGUAAUGGCUUCAAUAUUGUACAGUGGGCUUGUAUGCUCCUUCGGCAGGGCAGGGCGAAGGAGUUCUUUACUGCAGGGUUAUGGGAUGCAGGUCCACAUGAUGAUUUGGUAGAAGUUUUACAUUUGGCCGUCGUGUGUACGGUUGACUCUCUCUCUACCAGACCCACAACGAGGCAAGUUGUGCGACGGUUAAAGCAACUUCAACCCCCAUAAUGUUAGGUAGGUUAGCCAGCUGGUAAUUAACAUAGUAACUUGUAGAAGACUAGAAGAUUAAGAGCGCCAUUGUAAUUUGUGCUUUUGCCCUUAGGUUGAGUUCUGAAUUGUAGUUAAUUCCCACGUGUACAUUGUAAUAUAGGCUUCUUUCGCCCAUUUUUUUUUUUGGAUGUUGUUUCCCUUGAUUAGGGUCUCUGCCGAUGAAUCUGCAGAAGAGUGCAGAUAUUUGUUUCCAUGUCUUAUACGUGUAUAUCAGUUUUAUUUGUUGUGAAAUAAAACCGUAGAGUAGACAUAUUUUCUUGAAGAGCAUAGUUGAAGUUCAUGAUCGGCUUAUGUCUCUUUUGUGAUUGAUUUCAGGAAUGAAUAUUAGAAAGAUUUUGAGGGUCUAGCCAAAUGUUAUUUGGCUAUUUUCAUUA